UAUGUUUAUGCUAAACCAAACAGGAAAAUAGUUUUCCUGGGCUUCAUGAUACUGGAGAGGGGGAAGUGUUUGACAGAAUAACAUAAUUUGGUUUUUGGAAAGGAGAAAACUUUUAGUGCUCAACACCACACUGCUAUAAAACAAUAUAUAAACAAAAAUGUCAUUACGUAUAGUGGUGACAAAAGCUACCAGAAUUGUGUAAGCCACCCUCCCUAAAAGUGAACUAAUAACAUAUUAUUUUGAAAAUAAUAUUUUCCUGAACUAAUAACAUAUUAUUUUGAAAAUAAUAUUUUCCUCUCUCUCUCUCUCUCUCUCUCUCUCUAUUAUAUAUAUUCCUUUGGGGUCAGUCUUUGAGGCAUGAAAUCAUUUACACUUGGACAUGGGGUUGAUAGUCAUGGCCUCACUGUGCUGUGUUUCUCUCUUAAUUCUUUUGAUACCUUAUGCUUCCUCCCAUGCUCUGGAGCAGUCCUUCCACUUGCAAGCAACAGAAGCAGUGCGUUUUCGUCCGACGAGGAAGUUUAGACUGAUGGAAGAGGCGGGAGCGGUUAAAGCACAUGGAUCCCCAGUUCCCAUACAAAACGAUAACCACGAGGACAAUGUUUCAGGCCAGCCUUAUAAAAGGGAGCAAAAGGGAAUGAACUUGAGCAGAAGGAAGGGGAGAAAGUGGCUGGAUGUAGACGACAUGUCGUCACGUUUUUUCACAAUGGAUUACGUUCACACGAGACGACGUCGUCCUGUACAUAACAUGUCGCGCCAGCGUCCUUGAAGUUGAAGUUGACGCAAUUUUCUAAUCUAACCCCCUAUUUUCUUCUAUUUCCAAUUUUAACCCAAGGAAAUCGAGGGAUUUGCAUCUUUAACCAUCUAUUAUGGCCGACAAAACAAAACGGCGGACGACCUUAUAAUUAAAAAUAAUUAAAUAUUAGGGUGGGCCCACUUAGGGGUCUUGAUGUAACUUCCAUCAUUCUAUUAGGUGAUGUAUUUUUUACAUUAUUUGCAUGCUUCUUAUAAUUAUUUAAUAUUUUCUGAU
Molecule: messenger RNA, 1027 nt
Organism: Momordica charantia (bitter melon)
Lineage: Eukaryota; Viridiplantae; Streptophyta; Magnoliopsida; Cucurbitales; Cucurbitaceae
Source: RefSeq, a predicted model, not a curated record